GCUGAGCGAUUGCUUAUUGUGUAGUCUGCUUGCAGUGCUAGUCUAGCUUGCUGUUUGAGCUGAAUGCAGUGCAUUCUAUCAGAGGAGAGGAGAGAUGUUUGAAUUUGUGAAUCCAAUUCCAGACAAAAUAAUAAUCAAGGAUUGUCUGAAAAAGUCAGCAUCUCCAAACGUCAGCAUCCAGCUGGCUGGAAGAGUCUGAGUGCAGUGACCAUGGAUCCGAAAAUGUGUUAAUGCAUGGGGUUUGAAUUGCAGCAUGUCGGACUCCAGACUGAAUCAGUUUAUUUGAAAAAAAUACGCUCUGAGGGUGAAGUGCAGAAGGGGACGGCUCCACAAAUAUGUUUUAGCGAUCUAGCUUCAGAGAAUGAAGAGAGAGGGAGAGAGAGAGAAAGAGGAAUGCAGGAUGGAUGAAACAAAGUAAUUGCUUCCCGUUAUCCAAAGGGUGUUGAGAAUAUAAAUCAUUUUGAAAGAUCACCAUCUCAUGUGAGUGCGCUGAUACAGGGGACAGAUUCAGGACAUGGCUGAACAAGUUUUGGGAUUCUUCGUACUCUAUAGCUUCCUUGUGAUAGCCCUUCUUUCCAAGAGCAGCCUCACUGUGCACGGAUUUUCAAAAAAACAUGCUCGACCAGCACCAACAGAGGGGAAGGACAACAUUACCAUCUUCACCCGAAUCCUGGAUCGCCUGUUGGAUGGAUAUGACAAUAGGCUGCGGCCUGGUCUUGGAGAAAGCGUGACUGAAGUUAAAACAGACAUCUACGUUACAAGUUUUGGGCCAGUGUCUGACACAGACAUGGAGUACACCGUCGAUGUAUUCUUCCGACAGAGCUGGAAGGAUGAACGGCUCAAAUUUAAAGGACCCAUGCGCAUAUUGCCGCUGAACAACCUGCUGGCCAGCAAAAUAUGGACUCCAGACACAUUCUUCCACAAUGGCAAGAAAUCGGUGGCACACAACAUGACCACUCCCAACAAGUUGCUGAGGCUGGUGGAUAACGGCACCCUGUUGUACACCAUGAGGCUUACAAUUAAUGCAGAGUGCCCCAUGCAUCUGGAGGACUUCCCCAUGGAUACACACGCCUGCCCACUGAAAUUCGGCAGCUAUGCCUAUACCAGGUCUGAAGUGGUCUACGUCUGGACCCAUGGUCAAAAGGAAUCAGUAGUUGUUGCUGAGGAUGGAUCCAGAUUGAACCAAUAUGAUCUGUUGGGACAGACCGUCGGGAUGGAGAUUAUUCAAUCAAAUACAGGUGAAUACAUUAUCAUGACAACCCACUUCCAUCUGAAGAGGAAGAUUGGUUACUUUGUGAUCCAGACGUAUCUGCCCUGCAUUAUGACUGUGAUUCUCUCCCAGGUCUCCUUCUGGCUGAACAGGGAAUCCGUCCCUGCACGCACUGUGUUUGGAGUCACCACAGUGCUGACCAUGACAACCCUGAGUAUCAGUGCCAGGAACUCCUUACCCAAGGUUGCCUAUGCAACAGCCAUGGAUUGGUUUAUUGCCGUCUGCUACGCAUUUGUAUUCUCGGCACUGAUUGAAUUUGCGACCGUGAACUACUUUACCAAGCGGAGCUGGCCAUGGGAUGGCAGAAAAGCCAUGGAAGUUCAGGAGCUGAAGAAACGGGAACCGGUCACCCUGGCCAAGAAAACCAACAACACGUACAACAUCGUAGGGACAACGUACACUCUGAACAUCACCAAGGAUCCCAGUCUGGCCACCAUCUCGAAGAGCGCAGGGACGCACGCUCACACCAAGCUGGCCAAAGUGGAGGAGAAACUGCUCGAGAGCAGGAAGACAUACAACAGUGUCAGCAAAGUCGACAAAAUGUCCCGAAUUGUAUUUCCUGUUCUCUUUGUCAUUUUUAACCUGGUUUAUUGGGCCACAUAUGUCAGCAGGGAGCCAGUCAUUGAAGGUAUGAUUCCACAGAAAAAGACUCCACUUAAGGCUUGAUCUCAGGUGGUUUCUUUAGUCAGUGUUUUCUAAAGAAAGCUGUUUGAUGUGUUUGAAAGAAUGUGCCUGUUCAUCGUAUCAGUCUUACUGAAGUUGUACUUCACCAUUUGCAUGCCAUAGAAUCAGAGGCAUGUUCUUACAGAACUGGUUACCUUAAGCUGAUGGCCAGGAGGGUAUUUUUGCCACUGUGAGUGCCUGAUUUUCUUCGAUGUUGAUGUAAAGGUGGACACCAUCUCCCCUACGCUGGACACUGACAGAGUAUCUGUCACAAUAGAUGCUGCUCAUGUAUUCAAUACAGCUGACAUUUUCAGGCCAGCAUCUAUUGCCCAUCUCUAAGAGUCAGCCAUGUUGCUGUGGGUCUGGGGUCACAUGUAGGCCAGACCAGGUAAGGAUGGCAAAUUUCCUUCCUAAAGGACAUUAGUAAAUCAGAUGAGUUUAUCCCAACAAUUGGAAAUGGAUCAUCAUUAAACUCUUAAUUACAGAUUUUUAAAAUUGAAUUCAAAUUUAAUCAUCUGCUAUGGUGAGAUUUGAAC
Chiloscyllium plagiosum (whitespotted bambooshark) is the source of this 2469-nucleotide messenger RNA. RefSeq names its product gamma-aminobutyric acid receptor subunit alpha-3-like. NCBI's taxonomy places the organism in Eukaryota, Metazoa, Chordata, Chondrichthyes, Orectolobiformes, Hemiscylliidae. Gene Ontology annotation, cellular component: membrane. The record is from RefSeq and is a predicted model, not a curated record. Gene Ontology annotation, biological process: chloride transport; monoatomic ion transmembrane transport; gamma-aminobutyric acid signaling pathway. Gene Ontology annotation, molecular function: extracellular ligand-gated monoatomic ion channel activity; GABA-A receptor activity.